Messenger RNA from Prorocentrum cordatum, 287 nucleotides. Lineage: Eukaryota; Dinophyceae; Prorocentrales; Prorocentraceae. The record is from the annotation of a GenBank genome assembly.
UUCCUGUCCAACAACGACCAAGUGCUACUACCCGAGCUGGCGAACGAUGUCCCCCUGCCGGACAUCCAGCAGACGAUUGAUUUUCUAACAGAAAUCGGCGACACCGAGAAUGCUAAAGGCUACCAGAAAGUGCUGGAGCAGCGAAAGGCUCAGGCUUCAGCUGUCGCUCAGACUCCUACCCUUCAGCAGCAGGUGUCCAACGCCUUCAACCAGGUCCGCUCCUUGGAAAACAAGCUCUCGAAGGCUGUCACCCACCGCCAGAAGCUCAAGGAACAUAUCGACACUCA